This is a messenger RNA of Xiphophorus couchianus (Monterrey platyfish), 1720 nucleotides long. RefSeq lists its product as uncharacterized. NCBI's taxonomy places the organism in Eukaryota, Metazoa, Chordata, Actinopteri, Cyprinodontiformes, Poeciliidae. The transcript is spliced from 9 exons. The record is from RefSeq and is a predicted model, not a curated record. The coding region runs from base 223 to 1536 and encodes 437 amino acids.
CAGGCGGGUCUGUUCACAAAGAACAUGAAUGUUUGGUUUGUGAACAAACGAAACUGAAGAUUUCAUGUUUUACAGCCAGAGGCAGAACGACACCAUUUCAUUAAGGGGAGGGAGUUUAUGCUCUGCUGUGGGAAUAAAACUCCAGUCUGAGGAACUUUCAGCUUCCAGACUUUAGAUUUUCUGUUGGCUUCAUCAGCAGUGAGCAGAAAACAGCAGGAAAAGAUGUCAAACAUCUCAGAAGACGAGUGGAGAGACACAAUGACCAAGAUCUUUGAGAAGCUGGAGGUUCAUCAGUUCAGGAAAAUGAAGGAGCUUUUGAAUAAAUCGGGUUAUGACUCACCAACCAAGGUGACCACCAAGUUUAAAAUGGAGCUGCCUAAAAACCUAAUUCAGACGUUUGGAGCAGAGGAAUCCAUUCGCUUAGUCAACAAAGCAAUGAAGGAGAUACCAAGGAAUGACGCUGGAGUCCAGGACCUGCUGCGUCCUUUUAUGGACAAACUGAAAAAACAAGAAGAAGGUCGAGACACGAGCAGCCAGCCAAAGACGGAUCCUGAUGGAGCAGAAAAGCCAGAGCAGAACCAAGGCGCUUCAUCUGGACCAGCUCACAGUCCACAGAAGAUGUUCAAAUCUGAUGUGACAAAAACCAUCAGGGAUCUGAAGGCCGGUGAACAUCUGGGUCAGAAGGUUCUGACUGUGAAGGUUGUGCACAAAUCUGACCUAUACGAAAAUCAAACCAGAACCAAGUUUUAUUUCCAUCUGGGAGUCGCUGAUGAGACGGACGCCAUCAAAGUUGUGGUGUUUGGAAGCGAGCGGUUUCCAGACAUUAAGAAGGACCACUUCUACACCAUCAGAUAUGCCGUCAUGGAACAUAAGGAGAAAGUUUUGAAAAUUGCAGAAAUAACCAGGAUGUCAGAGACCGGCCCAUUCGAAGUUCCCAGAAAUGUGGUGCUGGAAGCUGAAAAACUUAUUUUCAGUCCAGUUUACAGCAUCAGAGACAUCCAGAGCCUGGGAGACAAGAAGGAAGUGAGUGUUGAAGGCACCGUGAAGGAGAUCGGAGUCAUUAAAUCCAUGGAGAUGAGAGCAAAACCGGAGAAGAGAGACAAGCAGGCCUUUGAGCUGGAGGACGGUACCGGGUCCAUCAUAGUGGACCUGUGGGGUGAAGACACCAAACACCUGAGUGGGAUAUCAAAUGGAGACGUGGUUCUGGUCAACAACUUAAAGACAAACCUCUUUAACAACAGAGUUUCUUUAAACUCCACCAACUCCACCAGAAUCACCAAGGUCCAAAGUGCUCUGGUCCAGAGUGUAAACAUCACGAUCCUGGGGAUCAGUAAGGUUGACCUGAUCAGUGCUGAGCUGGAGGUUCAGAUAAACGGCCAGGUGAAGACGUUGGAGGUUUCCUGUCCCCUCCUGGCAGAAGGGCUCGGUCUCCGCCUGGAGGACGACUUCAGAGCCAAACUACUGGAGAAAGUCCCGUUUCCAGCCGAAGCACAAAUACAAGGAAACAAGAUCAAGCAGCUUAAAGCUGCAGCCUGAACCUCCUCAGGUUCUGCUUCACAUCCACAUGUCUUCUGUUGGACUCUGUUGCUGCCAUCUAGAGGCAGGACAGAAACGCUUUCAGCUGGGAUUUUGCUUUAUUUGAUCUUGAUUAUGAAAAUUUGUCUUUGGCUUCGGUUUUAAACUAAAAAUCUGCUGGAAUAAACACCCUGGAGCUACUUUA